UAAUUAAGUUGGCAGCCCUAGUCCAUCUGAUUUGCACAUUUUGACAGUCCGACAGCACUAUGAAUUUUGUUGACUUCGGGUUGGGAAUUCUUCUUCUGAAUUCCUUUAACUAAAUUGGAUGAGAUGCAGCGCGAUACGGACUCUUCCGGCUCUCGCGCCCGCAAGGGCAACCGUCCACCGGGUCUCAGGGGCAAGGACAUCGGUUUGUACUAUCGCAAUCUUGCCCGGCAAAAAAAGAAGGACCGCGGCGAGGAUGCGGAAUCAAAGGAGCCGCAAAUCCGCUUGGGCUGCAAUGUCAGUGCUCCCGGUGGAGUGCUGGAGCGUGUGAAGGAGCUGAUGGAGGACUACAGGCGGGCACCGGCCAGGGAAGACAAAAAUGGGGAUGCUAAGUUUGAGCAACAGUUUCGCCACCUUUUGAGUGUAAACUUUGAAGAAUUCGUGGCGGAGACCAAGGAACGGAACGCGAAUCUGGACUGGAUAAACCCCAAGCUGGACGAGAGACUGCAGCUGGAACUGGAGCAACGCCAGUUGGAGGAGAAUGCCAAGAAACGUCUGGUAGCACGGAGAAAACUGCCCACUAUGAAAUACGCCGAUGAUAUUAUCCAGGCUGUGCGGGAAAACCAAGUAAUACUAAUUGUAGGAAGCACUGGAUGUGGCAAGACCACUCAGGUGCCUCAAAUCCUCCUCGACGACGCCAUUUCCCGCGGAUGUGCCUCGUCCUGUCGCAUCGUUUGCACUCAGCCACGAAGGAUUUCAGCCAUCGCCAUUGCCGAGUGGGUAAGUUACGAGCGCUGCGAGAGCCUGGGCAAUUCGGUAGGCUACCAGAUUCGCCUAGAGAGUAGGAAGGCCAGGGAGAGAGCCUCCAUCACGUACUGCACCACAGGGGUUCUACUGCAGCAGCUUCAAUCGGAUCCACUGAUGCACAGUCUAAGUGUCUUGAUCCUGGAUGAGAUCCACGAACGCAGCGUGGAAACAGAUCUCCUAAUGGGUCUUCUAAAGGUCAUCCUGCCACACAGACCCGAUCUAAAGGUGAUCCUGAUGAGUGCAACUGUACGGGAGCAGGAUUUCUGUGACUACUUUAACAACUGUCCCAUGUUCCGCAUCGAGGGCGUGAUGUUUCCCGUGAAGAUGCUCUACUUGGAGGAUAUUCUGUCCAAGACGAACUACGAGUUCCAAAAGUCCCGCGAUCGUCGCCCCAAGCGGGGUCCGCCUGAGCGCAGGAUGAAGCACGAGGCUAUGAUAGAACCGUAUCUGCGCCGCAUCAGGAACUCGUACGAUAAUCGUGUGCUCGACAAGCUGCGUUUGCCGGAGUCGGAGGGCUGCGAGGACAUUGAUUUUAUAGCCGAUUUGGUUUACUACAUAUGCGAAAAUGAACCAGAGGGUGCCAUAUUAGUAUUCCUGCCUGGUUAUGAUAAGAUCUCCCAACUGUACAAUAUCCUGGAUAAACCAAAGACUCCGAAGGGCCAAAGGUGGCGGGAUCAUAUGGCCGUGUUUCCAUUGCAUUCCCUAAUGCAAUCAGGGGAACAGCAGGCAGUAUUCAGGCGACCACCGGCGGGCCAGCGCAAGGUCAUAAUCUCUACAAUUAUCGCCGAAACGUCGGUGACCAUUGACGAUGUGGUUUAUGUGAUAAACUCUGGCCGGACGAAGGCCACCAACUAUGACAUCGAAACGAACAUACAGUCGCUGGAUGAGGUUUGGGUGACCAAGGCAAAUACCCAGCAGCGGAAAGGCAGAGCAGGUCGAGUACGGCCGGGCACAUGCUAUAAUCUGUUCUCCCGCGCUAGAGAGGAUCUCAUGGACGAUAUUCCGACGCCAGAGAUACUGCGCUCCAAGCUGGAAUCCAUAAUUUUAAGCCUCAAGCUGCUGCACAUCGGUGAUCCGUAUCGGUUCCUGCAAACUCUUAUUAAUGCCCCCAAUCCCGAGGCCAUCAAGAUCGGAGUGGAACUGCUGAAGCGCAUCGAGGCGUUGGACCAGACGGGUACCCUCACUCCACUGGGCAUGCACUUGGCAAAGCUGCCCAUUGAUCCGCAGAUGGGAAAAAUGAUCCUGAUGUCGGCGCUCUUCUGUUGCUUGGAUCCCAUCACUUCGGCGGCGGCUGCCUUGUCCUUUAAGUCCCCCUUCUACUCGCCCUUGGGUAAAGAGAGUCGAGUGGAUGAAAUCAAGCGGAGAAUGGCCCGAAACAUGCGGAGCGAUCACCUGCUGGUGCACAAUACCAUUAUUGCGUACCGCGAUAGCCGCUAUUCGCACGCCGAACGAGACUUCUGCUAUAAUAAUUUCCUCAGCUCCAUGACACUGCAGCAGUUGGAGAGGAUGAAGAAUCAGUUCAGUGAGCUGCUCUACAACUACAAAUUUCUUGCAUCCCCCAAAUGCCAGGAUGCUGCAUCCAACAAGAGUUCUGAGAAGAUUCCCCUACUGAGGGCCAUUAUAGGAGCGGGACUCUAUCCCAACAUGGCUCACUUGCGAAAGUCACGGCAGAUCAGGAAUAGAGUACGCGCUAUCCACACCAUGGCAACGGACGAUGGACGCCGCGUUAACUUCCAUCCCUCGUCGGUGAACAGCGGAGAGAGUGGUUUCGACUCGGCAUACUUUGUCUACUUUCAGCGGCAGAAGUCCACUGAUCUUUUCCUGCUAGACUCCACAAUGGUUUUUCCCAUGGCACUGAUCAUUUUCGGAGAUGGAGUGGAAGCGGGAGUGACCCAAAAUACGGCGUAUCUGUGCGUGGCCAAGACAUACUACUUUAAAUGCAAUCAGGAAACUGCCGACGUAGUCAUUGAAUUAAGAAGCUAUUUGGAGAAGCUUCUGCUCAAAAAGGCUUGCUAUCCGGCGCCGAUCGAGGAGAACGGAUAUGAGAAGCAGUUGAUCAAAGCCAUUGAAUUGCUUCUCUCGCUGGACGAAAGACUCGGCGAGGAAUAUAUUUCAUCCGAUGAAAUCGAUGACAUCUAAUCUGUCUCCUUAGCUUGGUGUUGUAGUUUAUUGUUAGCAAAACAUUAUAUAGCGUAAUAAUAAAUUAUAGGUGCAAACUAGUGAUGCAGUAACAAAAUCGCUUGGUAAA
Molecule: messenger RNA, 3052 nt
Organism: Drosophila simulans
Lineage: Eukaryota; Metazoa; Arthropoda; Insecta; Diptera; Drosophilidae
Gene: Rhau
Product: ATP-dependent DNA/RNA helicase DHX36
Exons: 6
Coding region: 124-2943 (939 amino acids)
Cellular component (GO): intracellular anatomical structure; nucleus; cytoplasm
Molecular function (GO): DNA helicase activity; G-quadruplex RNA binding; ATP binding
Source: RefSeq, a predicted model, not a curated record